Cryptomeria japonica (Japanese cedar) is the source of this 823-nucleotide messenger RNA. RefSeq names its product EPIDERMAL PATTERNING FACTOR-like protein 5. NCBI's taxonomy places the organism in Eukaryota, Viridiplantae, Streptophyta, Pinopsida, Cupressales, Cupressaceae. Gene Ontology annotation, biological process: guard cell differentiation; stomatal complex development. Bases 190 to 633 code for a protein of 147 amino acids. The transcript has 3 exons. The record is from RefSeq and is a predicted model, not a curated record.
CUUCUGCAAAAUAAGAUUUGCUGCCCUCAUGCAGUCGCCAUUCUUUUCUUCUUCUCAGGCACGGAACGCACACAAAUGGUUCACCAUUACCAAGCCAUCACCAAGCAUUUAAUGUCCUCUGUAAUGAACAACAUAUUACACAACCUCUGAUGGUCACAAUCAGCUCUGAGAUAAAUCAACAGCAAUGUAAUGGUUUGGGUAACAAGGAUGAGGAGAACCAAAAGAUAUUGGAGGCCCAGAGACAGCCAAAAUCCAUGCACUUGCAUCACUCUUCUUACUUAUCUUUGUGGAUUAAUCAGAAUUAUUUUGUUCAUGUGCAUGAUUCCCACAGGAAGCUUAUCAACCCAUCUAAUGUUAGUCCAUAGCCAGGAAGAAUCUCUGUAUUUUGUUCCUUCUGAGGGUGUUGCAAGAAAUUACAGAGAGGAGAUUAUGACGAUGAAGUUAGGAAGGAGGAGAAUGUUGGGGUUAAGACAUUUACCAGGAUCUUCACCGCCCAAAUGUAAAAGCAAAUGUGGAAAUUGCAGGCCAUGUAAAAGUGUACUUGUUCCAAUUAAUCCAAAGAUGACAGUUCAUGCUGAAUAUUAUCCACAAGUCUGGAGAUGUAGAUGCAAUGGCAAGCUAUACAAUCCAUAGUUUCUUGUCAAACAAUCACUUGAAUCUGUCUUGUAUUUUAAGUAUCUUACAAUUUGUAAGAAUUAAUCUUUUUUCUCCUAAUGUAAUUUAAUUUCUGUUUAUGGAGCUCCCACCUGUCUAGUGCAUUUGAAUAGAGAUUGCUUACAAUUUAGCCUUCUGCCCAUGUUCUAUAAAAAUAUUUCUUAUUUCA